ACAUCUAUGCGACUGAGUUCACCUCUUGAGGGCGCUAUAUAAUAUUUACAGGAAAAGAAAAAGGAAUCGAAGACGCGCGAAACCCUAUCAAGUAAAGUGAUUGGGACCUCGCAUGUUUUUGUUGGUCAUCAUAGCCAUGGCAACUGAUGAGAUCACCCCACGUACUCUGAUCCAAGGCCUGAUUGAGACGUCAUCAGUGAGUAAGAGCACCGCCAGGGUGCGGGCAAGACGAUCAAACACUGGCAAUCGGGUUGCUGCACUGAAGAGAGAUGACAAAACAAGGGCGCGGUCUGUCAGUGAUCUGACCCCACGCAGCUUGAUCCAGGGUGUCCUUCAAAACACCGAAGUCGAGCAAUCACCCCCCUCAAAGCGGCCCCGCCACGACACCCCUGAGACGGAUCGUCCGCAGGCAAGGACCCCUGGAACACUUCCCCAUUCUACCACCAGGAGAAAGGUCACAAGACUGGAAGCCUUGGCUACGCCAGGCGGCGACCCUACCCCAAGGUCAUUAAUACAAGGGCUCAUUGGAACAGCCCCAGUUGAGACACCAGCAAUUCAUUUGAGGAGGUCCUCAAGUCUGAACCCUGCUGAUUUCCCAGAUGUUGAGGAAGCCUUGCAAGGCAGAGCUAACAGAGAUACACUUUCACCACUGGUCCGAGAACCCACAGCCAACCAAUCACAGCCCCCGGCCUCAACUCUCCGCAAGAGACAGCCAAUCAGCAGUGAGGAUUUUGCCGCCGGAGUCCGGGAGAAGCUGUCGAAGAAGCAGGACCAGGAGGCAGAGGAGGGGGCUGAAGAUGAUGGGGCAGGUGAGGUCGAUGAUGAGGCAGCUGAUGAGCCAUCUCAAGGAGCUUCAGGAGAGUUUCAGGAGAGCAUCUCAGAGGAUGCAAGGGAGGAGAGCUUUGAAGCUGCUACUCAUCCCCAGGAAGAGCAACAAGACAACGAAGAGGAGGUUGAUGAUGUGGAAGAUGAGGGAGAUAAGGAGAUGGUAGAUGCUCCUGAGGAUGUGGGAGUGUCUCGAGAGGGCAGUCUUGAAGACGAGGAAGCAGACCCAGAUUCAGCCAUGACUUCUGUAUCUGGCCCAGGCUCCACACCUACUUCCUCUCAAGCAACACCCCCCGCUGCGGACCGUUCCACUCGCAAGCCAGCCAACAAGCAAGCAGCCGAUUCCACAUGGACUGGCAGAGAGUCGGAAGCUUCCAUUCCCAGCCAGAGGGACAGCAGCCCGGGUGGGACCAGGAGAGUGCCUGACUCCACGGUCGUUGAUUCGGGUAGCGAGGGCAGCGAAGCCAUCAUGCCCAAUCAGUCAAUGGAGGAGUCGUUAUUAGGGGAGGACCCUGAAGCACAGCAAACAGCUGCACAGGCAGAGAGCAGACUUAGUGGCUUCUCACCAUUAGUCACUCCAAGAUUACCUCCAAGCAGCGGCCGACCCACUCCGGCCUUAAAGAAGACUCCUGCUCAUCACCGCCAACAGGCAGCUCAAGGGGCGGGGCCUUCCAAAGCAGUCCCAAAACAAGCACCCCAGAAGAAGAAAUCACCCACAGCCCCUCGGAAGGAGACUGCCUGCCUACCCGCAAGUCUCACCAAGAGUAUCUUGUCUCACUUCUCCAAAGCGAGGAUGUCUAAAGGUGCCGUGGAUGCAGUAGAGAAAGGUGCCGAAGCAUUCUUCAAGAGAUUGUCUAAUGAUUUGACAGCUUACAGCCGCCAUGCUCACAGACAGACCAUUGAACAAUCUGACGUAGAGCUGCUCAUGAGAAGGCAAGGCCUGAUUCAAGACCAACAGUCCAUGUAUGCUCUGAUCGAAAAGUACCUACCUUUAGAAUACAGACAGGAACUAAUACCUAUGGCUACAGCGGGGAACAAAGUCACGCCCAAACCAACCCACUGAUCGUCACUGAUUUAGUACCCACUCAUGGAUUGCAGACAGGAACUCAUACCCAUGUCGACAACUGGAUCCAUACCCAAGCCCCCCACUAUUAUCACUGACUUGGUACCUAAACAUUGGAGUACAGACAGAAACUAAUACCCAUGGCUACAGUGGGGAACAGUCACGCCAAAACCUCACUGAUCAUUGCUGGUUCAGUACCAACUCAUGGAGUGCAGACAGGAACUAAUACCCAUGGCUACAGUGGAGAACAAACUCUCGGCGAAACCUCCCCACUGAUUAUCACUGACUUAGUACCUACUCCUGGAGUACAGACAGGAAUUAAUACCCUUAGCUAUCCAAUUCAUUAAGUGUGACGUCACUUCAGCAUAAACCACGCCCACUACACAUUAUGUAGCAUUGGCACCAUUGGAACCAGAAGUAGUGCUAAGUGGCAUGUUUAGCAAAUGGGCGCUAGUAAUCAGUUGCGUUUGUUUAUGGUGUAAAUCGAGGACACACACGUGCAACAUCAUCGGUGAAUCGAGGACAGGAACCAAAUCGAGGACGACCUUCAUAAGAAAACGUGUACAAAACCAAUGAGUGCUGUUGCGAGUACAAACAAAGGAAAAUGGAAGAGGAACAAAAGAAAAUCCUCCAUUUACACCAUAAACAAACGUGCUAGUGUGUGCGCAUGUAUGACAAAGUCAUUUACGAACCGGAUUGCAGGGAACAAUGUUACAUGUUAACUUUGCAAAGUGGCCCUACAGACUCCGUGUACAAUCAUUAGAUGGCACUUUCUGACCAGUUUUGAGAGCCCAGUAGGAGGGACACCACGUUUGAAUAUUGCUUUUUGUACGUAUGGCACGAAUAACAAUAAUAGUACAUGUAAUGUGGUGCUUAUAUAGUGCUUUAUAGCAAAGGUCUCAAAGCGCUUCAUAAUAUUACACCUGUUCAAACAAUGAGACCAUAUUUUUCUGCAGCAGCUCGAGAUCAGUUUAAUCUGGUCUCUACCUUCACAGGUAUCCAUUUGUAGUAAAGUGUCUUGCCCAAGAACACAAUCACCAUAUUUCGCCUACCACGUCAUGAGUUGAACACUAACUGUUGGACCACGUCGCGAAGUAUUCACAACUAAUUUGUGUACAAACCCAUAGCGUCUUUGCAUUUGAAUGUCCCUCCCAGUGGUCUCCCCCUUACUCUCGGGGAGUACAUGUACUUGUGCAAGGAGUCCAUACCAGCAUCCUCAGUUUGUGAUAUAAGAAGGAAGUACAAUAAUGUACAAGUGUGAACCUCACCAUCAUUAUAUGUACCAGCACUGCUGUUUUAUUACCAGCUUUGAAUUAGUGCCAGUCUUGUAAAUAAUGACAAAAAGUUGUCUUCAUGUUGGGGUGAUGUGUUAUAGACAAAUCCAGUAACAGUACUGAAACCCCCAAGGAUGCACUACUAUAUAGGAAUUUCAGUUCACUAAGAAUUAUCUGAUGACCACAUGUUUUGCUUAUAGCUACUGUUUAUCUGGGUGUCCAGUGCUCUUAAUGUAAGUACAUGUAUGCUAUGUCACAAUUUUCACAUUGCAUGCACAGUGAAACCCAAUUUGUGUAAAAAUUGUAAUUAAAAUGCCUUCUUUGUACCAUAUUUAA
This is a messenger RNA of Patiria miniata (bat star), 3498 nucleotides long. RefSeq names its product centromere protein T-like. The record is from RefSeq and is a predicted model, not a curated record. The coding region runs from base 113 to 1888 and encodes 591 amino acids. Gene Ontology annotation, cellular component: kinetochore. NCBI's taxonomy places the organism in Eukaryota, Metazoa, Echinodermata, Asteroidea, Valvatida, Asterinidae. The transcript is spliced from 12 exons. Gene Ontology annotation, biological process: mitotic cell cycle; kinetochore assembly; chromosome segregation. Gene Ontology annotation, molecular function: protein heterodimerization activity; DNA binding.